Messenger RNA from Alternaria conjuncta, 3648 nucleotides. RefSeq lists its product as uncharacterized. The transcript is spliced from 4 exons. Gene Ontology annotation, biological process: protein phosphorylation. Gene Ontology annotation, molecular function: protein kinase activity; ATP binding. Bases 1 to 3648 code for a protein of 1215 amino acids. The record is from RefSeq and is a predicted model, not a curated record. Lineage: Eukaryota; Fungi; Ascomycota; Dothideomycetes; Pleosporales; Pleosporaceae.
AUGGCCACAAGCGAACCUUCGUCAGACGAUGAAACAACAAGAGGAGAGCAGACAUUCAGGACGAAAUUGAAGAACGUUCGGCAGAAGAGUACAUUCGAGAGAACGUUGUGCGACUUCUUUCCCGAAGGUGUUCUAGGCGGAUUGGUCACAGAGGAGAUGAUCAAAGAUGUAUUGAACAUCAAGAAGCCAACGCCAGAAGAUGACGCAUUGGUACAAUUCAUCAGGACACAGGCGCAGAAAGUCUUUACUAUAGCUGUGUGCGCAAAAUUAACCAAAAUCAACAAGAUCAUGAAGUGGUUCCAAUCAAAGGGGCUGAACGAUACCGACCUACCGAUCACCGAUCCCGAGAACGCGUUCUGCAAGAGAUCCUGGUACGACGAUCUCAUUGAACAUCAGUGGAAGUUCUAUGCUGCCACGUUCUCCACCACGAAAUACAACCAUGACCUCGAAGAGUCUCGCAUACUUCCUUUUACAUCCAAAGCAAAUGACGAUGGAAGAGGCUCCUUCGGAGUGGUCUCGAGAUAUGUGAUGCACCAAAACCACAUGGAACCAAAACUUGACGACGACACGCCUUUCGCUGUGAAAGAGAUUCAAGCUACGGAAGACGCGCAAGAAGUAGCAGAACAUUGGGAAAAAGAAGUCAAGGCCCUCAGGACCAUGAAUAGAUUGAAUCAAGAGCAUAUCGUCCGAUUUAUCACGGCUUUCCGACGGCGGCGACAGCAUGGGGCAGAUGAGCAUUACUUGAUGUUUGAAUGGGCAGACGGUGGCAAUCUUCGGACUUUGUGGAAAAGUAUGCCCUCACCUACUUUGACCGCACCACUCGUCAAAGACAUUGUCAAACAAAUCCUCGGGCUCGCUAGAGCACUUGAUGCUGCCCAUAAUCUGAAUGCGACUGGCGCUUCGUAUCGACAUGGCGAUCUCAAGCCUGAGAAUAUCCUGGUCUUCAAAGACGGUGGAUUGAUUGGCACUCUCAAGAUUGGCGACUGGGGGGAGGCUAGAGAGCACGGUCAAGCUACCGAGAUGCGCCCUAGCAAGACAACGGCAAAGUAUGGGACCCGUCGUUAUGAGGCACCGGAGGUAGAAACGGGUGUCACAGCCAAGUGGUUGGGGCAAUCGACUAAGCGGCGUUCGCGAUUGUACGAUAUCUGGGCAAUGGGCUGCAUUACCCUGGAACUCACUAUAUGGCUCCUGUACGGCAUGGAAGGCCUCAACCGUCUCGAUCGCGAGUUGGGGUAUGGUAGCUUCUACCAAACCAAUGUCGUUAACGGGAAAAAGGUGGCCCAAGUACACAAUGCUGCUGUGCGCUGGAUGGAUCAAAUGGCGGACGAUCCCAGGUGCCAAGUGGGUGUUACUGCCAUUGGUAAUCUUCUGGAGCUAGUGCGAACAGCCUUGCUGGUUGUAAAGCUUCCGCGAAGGCUUGGCACAACACUCGCUGGCAUCCCUGAGAGAUCACGCACAGAUUCAUUCGUAGAUCCACACAUGGACGUCGCUCGAGUGACAUCUCAGAACAUCACCCCCGAUGAAGAGGCUGUCGAAUUGAGCCCACAACCUGCGAUAGAUGUCCCUUCUUUUAGCUUCACCCUUGCGGAGCCAGAGCCCGACAGAAUCCCCAUACAGCCAGAGCCUGAGGCCCGCGGACCUGCUCGGUGUCUGGCAACCGAGUUCCGCAAACGUGUUGAGACCAUCAACGAGGAAGACGAAGAUGAAAGCUAUUGGUACAUGCAAACUCUUGACGCACAGAAGCUUGAAGGCUUUUCAUCAUAUGCAAGUGCGACAUCCGCACCAUCAGAUUAUGGUCCAGCGAAUGGUUAUCAGGCACAAGAUGUUGCAGUCUCAAUGCAGAACGGGGAUGAUUACGGGACGCCGGAACUUGACGAAAACGACUGGAAGUAUCAGCCCGGAAAUGACUUUGCGACUGAUCUGUUCAAGUCUCUCAGGAGCUCUCAUGUACUUGAACCCUCUGACCGGGCUGUAUCAUCACACCUCUGUGAUCAAUGCGUACGAUUCCGGGAUGAGGUCUCCAGUCCAGGUUUCGCCAUGUCAUACGAUAUGAGCGCACUGAGAACGACCGCGGGCGAGAAGAGAUGUGAUUUAUGCAUUUUACUGUGGCAAGCCGCACAAAAUGGGCGAAUAGAGACUUCGACCAUCAAAUUCGAGCGGACGGGUCCUUUUUUGAGGAUAGAGAGUACCGGUCCACGUAUUUUAUCUAUCGUUCGAGAUCCCGAACAACUGCUGCCGCCUACCAGCGAGUUCCAGCUGGGAUUUGUUGGGCUUCCGGAGGCCGGUUGCUCCACACAUCUAGAGGUCAUCAAGUACUGGCUCAGUAACUGCGACAGACACCACGGAUGCAAGCCGCUCGAGCAUGCUGCCACUGGUGCCAAGCUUCGAUUACCGACCAGGUUACUCGACGUUGGGAAUCAUGGAGACAAGAGUGUUCGGCUGUGGGCCACGACUCCUAACGACUCUGGCGAAUGGAUUGCGUUGUCGCACCGAUGGGGACUUCAACACCUUUCGACUACCCCCGAGACUCUCCAGGCACAUCUUGAUGGCAUUCAACUUAGUGCUCUUCCAGCCACUUUUAGAGAUGCGGUGACAGUGACUCGCGCCCUAGGGCGUCGCUACCUCUGGAUUGAUUCCCUUUGCGUUAUCCAAGGGCCGGGUGGCGACUUCAACACCGAAGCGAAACGAAUGGAAGAUGUCUACAGCGGCGCUUACUGUGUGAUCGCUGCAAGCUGUUCAGCUGACCACUUUUCGGGUUUUCUCAAGCAGCGAAACCGCAGGAGCUAUGUUGGGUUGUGCCGCGAAGGCAAAGGCGAGACACCCUUCUAUGUAUGCGAAAGUAUCGACAACUUCAAGGACCAUGUUCUCGAUGGCGAGCUGAAUAGUCGCGGCAAACUUUGUGCUUUCCUGGGAGAUCCAGAUUUUCCACACAUCCUGUACAACGCAUCUCAAGGCGAGAAGAUUCUGCGCUACCAAGAGCUCUACCGUGAAUACUCCCGACUUGGUCUAUCACAGCCAUACGACCGACCGACUGCUAUUGAUGGACUUCAACAACGCCUUCUCCGCACGAUGCGAGUGAAGGGUGGCUUCGGUAUUUUCGAUGAAGGUGUGACGCGUGGCCUACUCAGAAGAAGCCUUCUUUGGCGCCGCGGUAUCGACACCCCAAGUUUGACACGUAUCCAUUUCCCGUCACAUAGUGUCGUUUCCAAUGUGCCAUCAUGGUCAUGGAUGGCAUACACGGGCGGAAUCGAUUACCUACAGCCCGAGUUCAAUAAUUUCGAGUGGGAAGACCUACAAUCGCCGUGGUCACCCAAGGCCCCAGAUAAUGUAUCCAGCACAGACUUCAACGUGGCUAAUAUGGCACUCCACGCCACAGCGCGGGAAUAUGAUCUCGGUGCAGCGGUGCAGGGCGAGGGUGAUCUGAUCUUCGACACGCCAAAUGGGUCUGCUAGACCAGAAACGGUGUGCGUUGUGCUUGGAAAGGCGAGAGGCAGCCUCUCGCCCGAGACGCAGAGACACUACAUCUUGAUCAUCGCGGCAACAGCACGAAGCAAACGGGCUGGGAAGAAGGUGUAUGAGCGUGUAGGCACAGGGUAUCUACCCGGGAAGUGCAUUUCACCUAGUGGAGUCAGCGUGAUGGUUCAUUGA